Drosophila bipectinata is the source of this 1296-nucleotide messenger RNA. RefSeq names its product Dolichyl-phosphate beta-glucosyltransferase wollknaeuel (gene wol). Gene Ontology annotation, cellular component: endoplasmic reticulum membrane. NCBI's taxonomy places the organism in Eukaryota, Metazoa, Arthropoda, Insecta, Diptera, Drosophilidae. The record is from RefSeq and is a predicted model, not a curated record.
GACUUCUUAUCAGCUGGCCAAAAAAAUUUGUAUAAAAUUCUGAGAAACAAGUACGUGGCGUGGCUGCUAUUUAUCUCGCACAAAUUGUGGAAGUAAUGUCUGCCAGGUAGCACAGGCACCUGUUCAAAUAAACCGACAACCGAAUCCGCCGGACAAUGUUUGCCUGCCUGCUCCAGAUCUGUUUUUAUCUGCUCUCUACAGUUGCAGUAGCGGCGUUCUUGGUGAUAGCCGUACUGCUGUAUAAAACGAAGCCCUACCCCAACAUCCAGAGGCACAAGGAUGAGGACACCUUCCUGGACCCCCACACCAUCAAAACAAUCGCAUUUCCCAGCUUAGACGAUUCUCCAACCUUGGAGCUCAGUGUCAUUGUACCGGCCUAUAAUGAGGAAAAGCGAUUGCCUGCCAUGUUGGACGAGUGCCUGGCCUUCCUGGAGAAGAAAUCGGCGGGAAAUCCCAACUUUACUUAUGAAGUGAUUGUAGUCAGUGAUGGUAGCCAGGAUGGCACUGUUGCUGUAGCCUUAGGAUACUCCAAAAAGCAUGGAGCCGAGAAGGUGCGAGUGCUGGAGCUUAUCGAAAACCGUGGAAAGGGUGGAGCUGUUCGCCUGGGUGUGCUAAGUGCCCGGGGUCGGAACUUGCUCUUCGCCGAUGCCGAUGGUGCCACCAAGUUUCCCGACUACGACAAACUGGAAGAGGCGCUAAAAACCUUGGCGUCAGAGUGGCGGGAAGAUGGUAUUGCCAUUGGAUCGCGGGCUCAUCUGGAAAACGAUGCCAUUGCCACGAGGAGCUUUUUCAGAACCAUUUUGAUGCACGGCUUCCACCUGCUGGUCUGGCUAUUUGCCGUGCGCUCCAUCCGAGACACCCAGUGCGGCUUCAAGCUAUUUACCCGCUCCACGGCCCGUAAACUCUUCACCAGCCUUCAUGUGGAGCGCUGGGCCUUCGAUGUGGAGCUGCUGUAUCUGGCUGAGCGCCUUAAAGUGCCCAUGUCCGAGGUGGCUGUUCGCUGGACGGAAAUCGACGGCUCCAAGUUGACUCCGUUCUGGUCCUGGCUGCAAAUGGGCACUGAUUUAUUUAUGAUCUGGCUGCGAUAUCUGAUUGGCGCCUGGCGAAUAGCUUCCAUCCAAAAGAAAGAGAAUUGAGAAUACUAUUUUAAUUCCAUCUCGCAUUUUCCUUUCCAAACUCUAUGAACUUGUAACUGUAUUUUUUGUAGAUCUUAUUAUUUUUUAAAAACCGCUGACUAGUUAAGGACACAGUAUUUUUUCAAAAUAAACAAAGAAUAUGCCUUUUGAAAAAUACCAA